AUGGAGGGAAAGGAAGAAAAAUUAGAUGGUAGAGACAGAGAAGCUGAACUCCAUGUAUCAAGCUUGCAGAGUCAUUUCUUAGGUGUUAAUGACAUAUGUUCUUCAGAGAUUGAUCUGGUCAACCAAAUAGCUGAAGGCUCAACCAAAAAGAAAAGGUUACUGUUUAAUGCUCCUCUACCCUCAAGACUGCCUGGGCUUCAGUUAGUUUUAAAGAAUUUACGUGUCAUAAAUUUUAGUUUUAAGUUUACUCCUGUGGGGGAAGACCUGCGUAUUUGCAAAGCACUACUACAUCAUGCAUUUCCUCCUAGUGUUGACCACCUCUUUCUCUCUUGUGGAUAUCCUUCUUCCCAACCUGGCAUUCCUGACUUUUGUGGGGCGCAAGACUGGGAGAGGGAACUGCAGAGGACAAGGUGCCCUAACUGGAGAGUUUCAAAACACAAUGAAUUCUUCAAUCUGUGUGCUUCAUUACCAACUGUGGUAGUUGUUCCUCGUGACCUGCUGGACGCCCAGUUGGAACAAGCAGCUCAGCACUUUCAAGGUACAAGGCCUCCUGUAUGGUGCUGGGGCUCCCUUGCUGGAGCUGCUCUAGUCCGAAUGGCUCAGAUAUCACCUAAUAUCAAUGACAAGCAGCAGGAAAAUCGUAUGAUGGGGUUAGUGCAUCGCUGUCAUCCAAAGAAGUUACAACCAACAAUAUUAGAUUUAGACCAGAUUCUACCUGCAUUAAAAGAAAUACAAAUGUCUUACAUCAAACUUAGAGAAUUACAUACACCAGAUGACCCGCUUCAGUUUUGGGAACAAGAUCGUCAUUAUUGGAGUCGAUGGGAAUCUUCACGUUGGAUGUUGCAUGUUAGCAAGUGCUUGGAUGUUGCACAGAAUGCAGCCUCUGCCAUUAUUCAUCAUAACAGUUCUGUCAUCUUACAAGACUUUGAAGGCCGGGACUUGAGUGCUGUUAUCUCCUGUUUGGUACAGCUGUUACUAGAUCCCCAAGUUAGAACAUUACGUGGAUUUCAUUCACUGGUACAAAAGGAGUGGGUUGCAUUAGGACAUCCAUUUUCAACUCGUCUUGGUCAUACUAGAAAUAAUCCAGAGGAACAGAGUCCAGUAUGGCUGCUUUUUUUGGACUGUGUACAUCAAGUUAGUUUACAACAUCCAGGAGCUCUAGAGUUUACCUCCGAGUAUUUGCUGGCUUUAUGGCAUGCUGCACACUGUUCCUUGCAUUCUACAUUCAUGUUCAAUUCUGUCAGUGCGAAAUGUUCUGCUAUUGCAGUACUGCAACGUGAAAAUCCGCAGCAGCCUGUAUACCUAAGAUCUAUUUGGUCUUGGUGGUUGGGUACUGAUGACCUUUUUAACAAUCAGCAUAAUGGAGCGACAGAAAAUUGUGUUGAUAAACAAAACCAGGAAACAAGAGAGGCAUUUCUUAAUGUACACUAUAUACAAAAGCUGUUUGAGAAUCUGACUGUAAAGGGGUCAUUAAGUCGUGUAGUUGAUUCCAUGUCAAGUGCCCAUGACACCUGGCAUCGUAUACAAUAUUUGCUUGAAACAUCAAAGUCGUCAUUGCCGUUCAAUCCUUCUGGUCCCCCUGUUCCCGUGCAGCUGGAUGCCAGUUUGAGGGUUGACGUUUCUGUGUGCAAUCUGAGGCCAUGGCAAGAAUGUUUUGGCAGAUGGUUGUCUGAACCAGUAGUGUUUGUAAAUAAUGACCCAAAUACUCUCUUGAAGCAAACUGAUCCCACCAAAGAUCACUGGAAACAAAUAUACCAGAUGUACAAUCUUAUGAAGUCCAAUUUACCUGAAAUCAUACCUAAUGGAACAGUAAAAUAAAAACCAAGCAUAUAUAUAUAUAUAUAUAUAUA
Molecule: messenger RNA, 1850 nt
Organism: Macrobrachium nipponense
Lineage: Eukaryota; Metazoa; Arthropoda; Malacostraca; Decapoda; Palaemonidae
Product: myotubularin-related protein 10-B-like
Exons: 10
Coding region: 1-1818 (605 amino acids)
Biological process (GO): phosphatidylinositol dephosphorylation
Cellular component (GO): membrane; cytoplasm
Molecular function (GO): phosphatidylinositol-3-phosphate phosphatase activity
Source: RefSeq, a predicted model, not a curated record